Molecule: messenger RNA, 1818 nt
Organism: Pristis pectinata (smalltooth sawfish)
Lineage: Eukaryota; Metazoa; Chordata; Chondrichthyes; Rhinopristiformes; Pristidae
Gene: bag2
Product: BCL2 associated athanogene 2
Exons: 4
Coding region: 248-910 (220 amino acids)
Biological process (GO): protein stabilization
Molecular function (GO): adenyl-nucleotide exchange factor activity; protein-folding chaperone binding
Source: RefSeq, a predicted model, not a curated record
UGCACCUGCUCCAAUCGCGGGCUGUGCCCAGUUUUCCGGAGCUGGCGCUGGCAAAAAAGCUGCCGAGGCUGCGUGUGCUGCCGCCCUUGCUCCCACCCCCUCCUUCCAGCCGCAGGUUCGGUCCCCGCGGGGGGUUUUCACCAUGUUUGGAAGUGCUGGUGUCGCUGCAGGGUGACGGCCUCCGGAGAGGGAGGGGGAAGGAGAGGAGACGGAGCAGGCGGCAGGGCGAAGCGAAGUUCCCCCAGCCAUGGCCCAAGCCAAGAUCAGCCAGCUGAAGAGCGGCGACGCGGACAACAAGUUCCUGCGCUCCUUGUCCAUGGCAGACCGGUCGGGCCGCUUGCUGGAGACGCUGGACGAGCUGGAGCUGAGGGUGGAAGCUUUGCGAGAGGCAGCAGCUUCAAUGGAGCAAGAGAAAGAGACCCUACUGGAGCUGAUCCAGAGUGUGCAGAACAGCCAGGACAUGAAGAAUAUCAGUGAUGGGGAGCGAGAGGAGCUCAAUUUGACCGCCAAUAGGCUCAUAGGCCGAACGCUGACUGUGGCAGUUUCCGUGGAGACGAUCCGCAGCCCUCAGCAGGAGGAGUUUCUCCGCAAAGCCACGGCGCUGAUUGACGAGGUGGCUGGUAAGCUCCUGGAGGAUUUGGGAAGUGCCAAGAACCGCUUGAUAGCUCUCUACAAUGCCUGCUCCUCCGAGGUGCUUCAGGGGCCAGUCGAUCAAAAAUUCCAGUCCAUAGUCGUAGGCUGUGCCUUGGAAGAUCAAAAGAAAAUCAAGAGCAGACUGGAGAAGCUGAUCAGAAAUGUGUGCAAUGCUGACAGAUCAAUCACCCUCCUGGAUCAGAAGAAAGCAAAGGCAGGCAACUAUAACCACGUCCAACAAAGUGUAUUUUACAAGAACUCUGGAGAUGGAAAAUGAAAAGUAAGCUGCAUGUAUUAGUCUGUGGAGAUGAGAAUUUAUGGAGAAGUUGUGAUGUCCAGUUCUCCCUCAGAUAAUACACUCAAAGGAGCGAAAGGCAAUUAAGAUUGUUCUAGGAAUAAUCAACAUCACAGGUUUGCUUGCUAGUUAUCUGAACACAUCAUGCUGUAGAUCCUAAUACAAGAUUUACACAGAGUUUGGCAUCUUGAGGAGGACCCCGCCAACUUUUUUGUAUAUCUUCAACGUCAGCGCAUGGAAUUAAAGUUUCCAGCUGAGAAUAGUCCAUUUGGUUGUUAUGCCAGUGUUUGUUUCUCACAGGCCUUGUCCUGCUCUACAUCCUCUCAUCUUUUCAGUAUGUUCUUCCAUUCGAUUUUCCUUUCAAGUAUUUUUUCAGCUUUCCCAUAAAUACAUUGACAUCCAACACUGAGUUACUUUUCAUGGUAGUGAGUGCCACAUUGAGUAAGUUGUCCCCAAACCCUCUCUUGUAUUUACUGGUGGCUGUCUUGCAUUUAUGGUCCCUAGUUUUGGCCUCUUCAUGUGGAAACAUCUCUCGCCCGCUGAACCUUUACCCAAACUGAAAAACCUCUUUCUGGUCACCCCAAAACAGAAUGACAAAUCAAACGACUAAUAUUGUGUGAAAGAGCAGAAAAGAUUAAAUAACUGAUUAAGACAUUGUACCAAUGUGAAGUUAGUGUAGGUAUUGUUGAAAAAUAAAGUUCACUACAUAAAAUGAUGGCUUCUGAUAUGUAGUUAAACUAUACAAUGUCAUGUUUACAAGUCAUGUAGAUCAUCUUAUUACAUUCCUAAGUUCUAGACCUUUCUAUAAUUCUGUUACUGUGAAAUACAAACACAUUCUUUUCUAAUGAUGCACACUUCCACUAAAUUGGAAUAAAGUGAAAAUACUAAUG